This is a messenger RNA of Mugil cephalus (flathead mullet), 2454 nucleotides long. It is a transcript of the gene acad9, whose product is annotated as acyl-CoA dehydrogenase family, member 9. Gene Ontology annotation, molecular function: acyl-CoA dehydrogenase activity; flavin adenine dinucleotide binding. The transcript has 18 exons. The record is from RefSeq and is a predicted model, not a curated record. The coding region runs from base 97 to 1989 and encodes 630 amino acids. NCBI's taxonomy places the organism in Eukaryota, Metazoa, Chordata, Actinopteri, Mugiliformes, Mugilidae.
CAGCAUGCGACAGAAACGGGUGAAAGGUUGUGUGUUUAUCCAGCGGUAAUACACGGCUGGGGUACGCGAAAUAGAGAUUUUCAUAAUCAAGGAACCAUGAAUGUAAAUAGAUUUACCGACUUAUCUAGAACUUUUCGAAUUGGAAAGCGUCUGCUUGACUGUCGUGUGAGGCAUGUCGGGAAAGAAGCGCUACAGCUUCAGCAGCGGAGGUCAAUUAAAACACAUUCAAGAAACCUCGCGUACGCUAAGGAUUUAUUCCUGGGUCAGGUGAACAAGGCUGAAGUCUUCCCUUAUCCAGAAAUUGGAAAUGAAGAGCUGGAGGAGCUCAAGCAGCUGGUUGCACCGGUGGAAAAAUUCUUCAAUGAGGAAGUUGACUCAGCAAAGAUUGACCAGGAAGCCAGAAUCCCCCCAGAGACUCUGAAGGGGUUGAAGGAGCUCGGUCUGUUUGGAAUCAUGGUUCCUGAGGAGUAUGGUGGUCUCGGAUUGUCCAACACCAUGUACGCGCGACUGGCUGAGAUCACCUCAUUAGACGCCUCUAUUGCUGUAACCCUGGCUGCACAUCAAGCCAUCGGGCUGAAGGGGAUUCUGAUCGCAGGGAACGAAGCCCAGAAGCAGAAGUAUCUGCCCAAACUGGCUUCAGGAGAACACGUCGCUGCUUUCUGUCUGACGGAGCCUGGAAGUGGAAGUGAUGCCGCCUCCAUUCAGACGCGUGCCACCCUGUCUGAAGACGGGAAACAUUACCUGAUCAAUGGCUCCAAGAUUUGGAUUUCAAACGGAGGCUUCGCAGACAUCAUGACGGUGUUCGCCAGGACUGAGGUGGAGGUGGACGGUGUGAAGAAGGACAAGAUUUCUGCCUUUAUUGUGGAGAGGGCGUUUGGGGGAAUCACCAGCGGCAAACCUGAAGACAAACUGGGCAUCAGGGGUUCAAACACUUGUGAGGUGUCAUUUGAUAACGUCCCAGUGCCGUUGGAGAAUGUUAUAGGAGAAGUAGGCGGUGGAUUCAAGAUUGCCAUGAACAUCCUGAACUCAGGGAGGUUCAGUAUGGGCAGUUCAUCCGCUGGAAUGAUUAAAAAACUCAUAGAACUGGCCGCUGAGUACGCUGCAGCCAGGAAGCAGUUUAACAAAAGCCUGACUGAAUUUGGUAUGAUCCAGGAGAAGUUUGCGCUGAUGGCCGUUAAUUCCUUUGUGAUGGAGAGCAUGGCGUACCUGACCGCAGGGAUGAUGGACCGACCCGGGCUACCGGACUGCUCUCUGGAGGCAGCCAUGGUCAAGGUGUUCAGCUCGGAGGGAGGCUGGAUUUGUGUCAGCGAGGCUCUUCAGGUCCUCGGGGGUCUGGGUUAUACGAAGAACUACCCCUUCGAGCGCUACGUCAGGGACUGUCGCAUCCUGCCCAUCUUUGAGGGAACCAAUGAAAUCCUGAGGAUGUACGUGGCCCUCACUGGGAUGCAGUACGCUGGCAAAGUCCUCACUGGGAAAAUAAAAGAGAUGAAGAAAGGGAACAUAGGCCUUGCUCUGGGGAUGGUCGGCCAGAAGCUGUGGACCUCGUUCGGAGGUUCAGUGGAUCUGGGCCUGACUGGAAAAGACGGCGUUGUGCAUCCAAGCUUGGAAGACAGUGCAAAGAAGUUUGAGCAGAACGUCAACUUGUUCGGGGCGACGGUGGAGAGCCUGCUCUACAGAUACGGAAAGACCAUAGUGGAUGAACAGCUCGUCCUGAAGAGAGUAGCAGAUGUGCUGAUCAACCUCUACGCCAUGACAGCCGUCCUGUCCAGAGCCAGCCGCUCCAUCAGCAUCGGCCUCAAAAAUCACGACCAUGAGGUGCUGCUCGCAAGCACAUUCUGCAGCGAGGCUUUCUUCAAGAACAAUUACUGGAUGACUCAGUUGCAAAAACACUCUCCUGAGAACGACGAUGCCAACAUUAAGAAGAUCGCCAAGCAGGUCCUGGACAACAGAGCCUACGUCUGCUCUCACCCUCUUGAAAGAACAUACUGAUGUCUCCUCUGGGACUGUAGCGUUUAGUCUCCCGGUCUUGUACUUAUUUGUACAUUAAAUUAAUACAUUAAGCGGUUUAUUUUAUUAACCACGGCUUCACGGUAACACCUGAGAUUAAUGGAUACCAGGCCUCAUGAAGCUGCAUCCCCAGUGCUCUUUAACCUUAGUGCUACAAUGAACUACUGCACUCGCAUCAGUUUUAAUGAGCUUAUCUGGUUAUGUAGGUUCCUGGUUCUGCGGUGCUCCGAUAAGGCUGUGUAGUAUGUGUCUUCGUGUUGGACGCGUUCUUCUGUAAAGCAAAGAUUUUCCUCUCGUCGUCUGUCAGAGGCGGCGCGUUGUUCUUGUACAGGAACGAAUGCGGCCUGCUAAAUCUGCUGCAGGAAGGAAGCACACAGACCUACUAAUUAUGUUCUCCGGUGUCUACCGUUUGAUGACUUUUUCAAAAUAAAUGCGGUUGAACUUGAA